Paramuricea clavata is the source of this 15729-nucleotide messenger RNA. Lineage: Eukaryota; Metazoa; Cnidaria; Anthozoa; Malacalcyonacea; Plexauridae. The record is from the annotation of a GenBank genome assembly.
AUUAAAAUGCACUGUUGUCUUCGAUGGCCCACAGUCGUGCAGUGCCUUCGUAAGUGGCAACAGCUCGUUAUUGCUCUUUCAGAUCCAGAGUGCCUUUACCACAUCGCGGCAAGGAAAAAGCCAAAGCCAGCCCAACUAACCAGUCCAGGAAAACAGGGCGAGGGAGGAAAUAUUAUACCGCAAACAGUACACAUUCUACCGGUUGCUGAGCGAGUGGGUGUUCACACAGCACAUAACAAGCUAUAAAGCUCUAUAAAGAGCAAGUUAGUCAUUCAUCAAGAGCACUUGGCAAGGAACCUUAUCUCGCUGUCAGACCUACUCAGAACUUAUCAUCAUGUUCGUGAAUACAAACACAUCUCGAAGAAAAUUCCUUCAUGCUCUACUGGUCACAGCGAUCUGUAUGAGGUAUGGCAUAAAAAUUAUGUAUACACCUAAUCCUGGUCUUUUAAAUCGAGUCUGUUAACGAAGAGCAAUUAGUGACCGAUUUGUUUUCGAAUUUCGGUCACUUUCAUCAAGGGUUCCGCAAGCACACAAGUUUGAUAAUAACCGCCUCCUACAAUUUAAACAAAUUGCUUCAUUCAAAUGAAAGGCCAUAACUGUCCUUAAAUUUUAAUCCGUAAAUAUUGCUUCUAAGUUAUUGAAUUGUAUUGUGGCUAUUUGUUACAAUUAGGCCUUUGUACAUGUACAACCGUUUGUACAAUUCGUUCUAUAUUACUUUUCGUUGCUGUAAUAAUAUCUUUCAUAUCUUGAAAACAAAUUUAAUACGAAAUAGGGGGUUUAAGUGUCGAUGACCUUUAUUAUGAACUUUUUCGUUUCAGGAAAAUAUGACUAUAUAGAGCCUGUUCUACGAAGCCCGCUUAGCAUGAAUGUGGCUAAACCAAAAUUAACUAACAUUUCCACAAAUUUUGUGAAUGACAAGACUUAAGCCGUUACCAUAUAUUACAUUUGAAAAAUCUAUAAACGCGGUCUUUAGUAUAUGCGUCUGUUCACUGCGUUCCGUACCGGUCCAUGAUGAACAAAAUCAUUUAGCAUUGGACAGACAUUCCGACUGCAGUCUCGUAUAAGUAGUCCUGAUUAUUAGAGUAAGGUAAUUGGUGAAGCCGCAUCAAGGAACUAUUUCAAUUAUAUUAUAUGUGUUUCCAAAUUUACCUCAAACGUUAUAUGCUGAUUAUGCGCAAAGUCUAUAGCUACUAUGUACAUUUGCGAUGUCAUUAUAGUGCCAUAAGAAUUCUUAUUUUUACGGUAUAUUUAUAACGGAUGCUUUAUAGUACAUAACGCCUUUGACGGCAUCGACUGAACUAUGAUAAUAUUUGUCUUAACAUAAUAUUUGUUUAAUAUUUUGGUUAAUGAAGAGCUUAUGAAAUGCAUUCAGGAACAAGCCAUAUAAUGACUUCUCUACAUAAAACUUGAGUUAUAUUUCCGGUUAAGCAUAAGUAUAUAUAUGAUAUUAUAUAUGUUGUGAUAUUGUUCACUCGGUAAUAUGAUAGGAGGUCGGAAAUGUCCUCGACUGAAUGAAUCUAUACCGCGCGAACAGAAAAUUAUGAACUUUAUACUGAAUAUCACAAACAUACUCAUUUAUAUCAAUUCAGUAUCGAACUAUAUGUGGUCUAUAUUAGUUCUGCGUGUGUUAUAUAAUGUUGUGAUAUUGUAUCAAGUUCAUAAUUUUCUAUGCAGCUCUGUUAAAUUAUAAGAGCGUUGAAAUAGCAUGCCAUGGGUCCGCGGGUUUGAAAUCCAGCAACGGCAGCGGGCAGAAUCUUCUGCUUGUGCGGUUUGGAAUCAUUCACUCUAUAUUUCACUCUAUAUCAUAUGGACGAAUUCGGUUGAGUGGUAUAAAUACUGGGCUUUGGGGCAUCCGCUCGAAACGUUAAUGAAUUGUAUUUUCUCAAAUUUUAGGUAUACUGUAUAGUUGGCUAGUUGCAAUAUUGCUGCCGACACCGCAUAAUUAUCUUGUUUUCUUUCGUCUAGUGCCUUUUACGUUAGCGAAGGGAAUAGAACGAACAAGAAACGAAACAGAACAAAAGCGUCUCUAGAUAUUAGAAAAUACUGUCGCGCAAUGGUAUGGUUCGACAAAAAGCAGCGAAGCAUGUGCGCGCGAACUCCCGACUUGAUCAAAGUUGUCCAGAAAGCCGUAAAAAAUGCAUUGGCGGAGUGUAGAAGGCAGUUCAAAUCAUACCGAUGGAAUUGUUCUCCUUUAACAUGGGAUCAGGUGUUCGCUGAGAACGGAAUUCUCAAGAAACGUAAGUCUGGCAUUAUUUAAUUGUAAUUUCUAACCUUAUUUGAUUGCGAUUUAAACGUUCCAUUGAAAUGCAUAGUAGCAAGUAAUUCAAGUGUCAACUGAUAUUAGUGUCGGAAGUUAUUGAUAACGUUAUGUAAUCCAAUUGCUUGGAACUAUGCACGUACGGUUCAUCAGAAAUCGAGUUUGGCCUCGUAUAAAAUAAGACUAAAAUGCCAAAUGCUAUAAAAGCUCAUGUGAUUCAAAUUAUAGCAUUUUACUUUCCACGUUCGUAAUUUGGAUCCUUAAAAAGGCCCUUUCAGCGAUUAAGUUCAAUUGGAAAGCCCAUUUUUUUUAAACAUAUUAAAUGAUGACAAGUGUAUUCCUCCUGGUAUACAGGAGCAAAAAGCAAAAAUAUCAACGCUUCGAUUCAGAUAUAACUGCACACGGCAUGGUCAUUUCCGACACGACAUGCAGAAAGAACGAUUGUACUAUAAAAUCGAAGUCGCAAGUCGAGCGUUCUAAUUGAACAUGUAAUUGUAGCCCAUAUUUUAAAUGGUUUAUUUUAAUAAUUUCUCGCCGAAAGGAGGUGAAUAAUAUGAAACGAGAAAACAGCACGACUACUAAUAAUAAAUAUGUUGAUUUUAUGAAUAACAAUUGAAAAAGCAGUUUUGUAUGCCGGUGUUUACAUUUAUACCUCUCGAAAACAUCUAUCAUAUAUGUUUAUAAGAUCUCUCGAAAAGCAUUCUAUCAUUAUGCAUGUCAAAAGUUGACAGUUGGGCCUCUUCAACAUCAAAAUUGAUGAUAGGGAAUAAACAUCGUAUAUAUAGAUUACGCUUACUGCAUGUGUGUACAUGCAUAAUUGUUUCCCGAUGCAAGCAUCCUUGUACCCAUUACAUCAUUACUCUGGUAUAGGCUAUACUAUAUACUAUAUAGACUUUAAACCAUGCUACCCUAUGUUAUGUUUUAUGACAGAAAGCAAUGUUGCCUGUGUCUUUCAUUUUUUGUUCUCUGUUUACUUGUAUGUCUGUCAGCACACGGUUGAAAAUUUCUACAAAUGCGUGGCAACGCACGUCAGCUGUGAACUCAAUCUAUCACGAUAUGUCAUGCAAGCAGAAUUUUCAUCCCCAAAAGGAUCCGAUUUCGAUAUUUUCACGUUUUCCUGUGAUCUUUAUGGAGCCACAACAAGUACUUCACGUGAAUAAACGCUAAUGCUUUAUGAGAGGAAACAAGUCAUUACUAAAAGUCCUAGUUUUGUAAUCACCUUAAUUAUCUCAUCUCGCCAGCCAUGCCCAUAGGAGAUUUCAGCGAGCGAAUUAACCAAUUAAAAAGCACUCGAGUGUGGUUUGACCUUAUCCUAGAAGGGGUUCGUGUUGAACGCAGACUUGAAGCUUGCAAGCGAAUAAAAAAGCACAACUAUUUUAAGUAUUUACCCUUUAGGUAGAAAGUUUAAUUAUGGUGCAUGUUUAUAAGUAUGAUAUUUACUAGAAUGCUCUCCAAUGAGAAUCAUGAACGUAAAACAUGAGAUAUAUGCAAAUAUAAGUAGACAAGCAUCCAGUAAUUUCUCCCAAAAUAUUUUUCCAACAUAUUUGUUCAGAGAAUAUGGUAAAAAACUAAUUUAUUCAUACUGUAUAAAUAGCUCUAUCAAUUACAUGCAUGCAUUUAUAAACUAUGCCAUCAUUAUAUCGUCUUGAUUGACUCGCAGUUUUACCACAUACAAACCUAAUUCAUAGACACAGUCACACUCGAGCCUCAAAUAUUGAUACAUUUCAUAAACCAAUUCCAAUGUAAUUUUCAACAUGUCACAAUACUUGCAAAUACUACAUCAUUCAACAAGCAAUCAUUUAUUAUGCGGUAAAAAAAUGCGUGUGGUAAUACCGCGCCUAUAGGAUCUUAAUUAUUCAAGUAGGACUUCAAAACGGCUCAAGCACCAAAUGUGCUAAAAACAGAGACCUAUAUGAACUUUAAUGACUUCAGCAAAGUCUCGUUACUGCACGAAAGAAUUUGACUAUUCGUCGAUCGUUUUCUACCGCACGCAUUGUUCAUGAAUGCGUUCGAUUGGAAUUCGGAUGACAGAAGUUCACAUGCAAAUACAAUUUCAAGUUUCUACCGAAAACUAAGCUUUUAUUUGAUGCACUGACUGAUGUGACAAUAGUACCCAUAUAAUUUAACAAGGGUGUGGGUCAUGCCAAAGUCAUGGGAAUCAUAAAUAAUACUAGCUUGUUUUGAAAUACUUCUAUUUUAAUAAAACGUGGCAACGAAAAGCACUUCAAUUAAACAUAUUUUGUCUAGUCAUGACAAAUUAGUUUCUCAAGCAAUUCAAUCAACUAGUUGUUUUGUGAAUGAUAGCGUUAAAUUUGGCUACAAAAUAACCUGGGCUCCUGUGGCGAACUCACGCCAGCUUCCCCAAAUAAAACUUUUACAAAACAAUUAAAGUCUUUUCCGUUCUUCUUCACUAGGAGUUGGACUAAAUAUAGACGUACAAUAUACAGCAGUCAUUGUAUUAUUACUGUUUGGUCUGAAUAGUUGUCAUAGAUCCUGUGUCCAGCCGUGUCGAGAUAAUGAACCUAUAUAGCCAUGUGUUGAUUUCGACACAGGGAAUUUUUGGAAGAGUUUAAAAAAUGAUGAGGUUGAAUUAAGAUACACGCGAAGUUCGUGUUUGAAACAGUUUGAGAUGGUGGGAAUGUUUUAGGAAGUUUUUUUCACAUGCGUCAUAUGUUGGGAACAUAUAGUGCACGUAUGCUCAAAUUUUAAGAAAAAAACAAGCAUUUGUUUCUUCGACUUUUGUGUACAUUAUUAAUUCUUAUGAAAUUCAAAAUAAAAUGAAUUAGGGAGUGUUCAUUAUUUAUACCCGGGGUUGGUACCGAAGAGAAACUAAUCGAAAAGAGAAAAAAAACAACCACCCACCCUUUCGGUCAGCCAUUUUUUUCCCUACCCAACUAUUGCAUGACUUGGAUUUUUAUUUUACCCAACCCAAUUUCAAAAUUAUACAAAUAUUUUACACAUAUACAUAUCCAUAUAUUAUUAUACAAGCUAUAGGCCAUGCACUAUAGUAUAAACAGUACUAUGCAUAUUUGGUGCACUAACUGAAUGUCAAAUAUAAUCAUUUGUACCUUCACAAGUUCAUAUUAUGUUCCCAAGCGUCCAAGUUCCUGCAGUCCUACCAUAUCUCGUUGUUGUAAUCAGAGGGGAUGGGGAGUUGGAGUUUAGUUUUCUUUGUGGGGAAUAAUGGAUAUUUCCUGGAAUGAUCCAUUUUUUAAAUAAAGGAUUUUCGUAUUUUGUUCAAUUCAAGGUUUGUAUUGAAAAUAAUUUACCCAACCAUAGGCUUUGUUCAAAAAAUAUUUACCCAACCCUUCAUACCCCAGAAAAAUGGCUUACCCAACCCAUUUCUCUUCGGUACCAACCCCGGGUAUAAAUAAUGAACACUCCCUUAGGAGGUUAAACAUUUGGGAGAAUGCAUGGGAUGUGUCAUGGAUACAAUUGUGUGGACGUAAACUUUUGAAAGUAUAGAAUAAUAAUGUGAUAUUUGUGAAAGAUGCAUGACGAUUUUUCGAAAAGGUGAUCGACCGCGCAAUAUAUUAUUUGUACAGUAAAACGUAGUUAUACUUCCAGUUUAAGCGCAUGGCGGCAUUUUGUCAAAAGGAUUUGCCCUCAAAAUCUAUAGUAAUCCCUCAGAUCAUUAAACCCCAGAGUUUGUAUAUAAUGGGAUUAAGUAUAAUAUUGCGAACUAUUAAAAGCCUCCAUGUUUAUUAUCCUCUUCCGAUCUGCUUUUGAAAAUGUGAUUUAAAAUUUUAAAAAAGAAGAACUCAAGAAUAUGGCAAUAUUUGCCAUUUUUGAAAUAAUGGCCAUACUUUUGAAAUAAUGGCCAUACUAAAUAAUGGCAAAUACAAUUAUUGAUAUAACACUUCUAAACUACACUUAUACAACGUAGAUUGAGAUAUAAUUAAAUAAAUCACCGAAUUAAUUGAGACAUAAAUGAAAUGUAAUUAAUUUUAAUUCAUCACUUGUUUGUGAAGAACAGCCAACCCUCUGGCUAUAAUCUAUAAUCAGUUUACUUAUCAGUAAACUGUCCACGUUUCUAAGCAAUUUAUAACGUGCACUCAAAGCACAUAGUGCAUUGAAAAUUUUCAAAAGGCAGGAAGGAUCUGCAGCUUAUUCGUUGCCUGUAUAAGCGGAAAUGUUCUUUCGGGGGACAAAAUUGUCGACUCGUGUCUGACAAAGAAAUUUUUCAAAGUGGUACUUGCAAUCGAUACAAAAUAUAUUUUGAGUUUGGAAUAUCGGCGGAGACAUCUUUUUUAAUUAAAAACAUAAUCUUUGAGAUUCAUAUAGUGACAUUAAUUUUUCAACAAACUUACUGAAAAUGGCGGUAUACUUAUAUACUAUACCGAUGCAUUUUAUCUUUCACUUUUGAAAUCAGCUACAUCGACACUUUUCGAUUCUGCGUGAUAAUGGAUAUUAUUAAAGCGUAUCAAAAUUUUUGCACAAGAAGACCUUUUAAUUAAUAAAUGAGAUAUAUUAGUGAUUAAUUGAAUCUUCAAAUUGAAUUCAAAUCUUCACUUAAUCAUUAUUUAUUUCUCAUUUAUUAAAAACUAUUACAGUAUUAGUUUCUAGCUUGAGUCAAAACAGAAAUGUUUAGAUUUUGUGGUUGAAAAAAUUCGGGGGUUGAAGCUAAAAUUGGAUUUGAUAUUUAACCGCAUGCAAUUUGUUAUAAAUAUCCGCGUCUUUGUUUUGCACGAUUUGAAUGUCGAGUGUGCAAAUAUUAAACUAUUUCCCUUCGCAUGUGUUAUAUGCAGUCGUGCACUGAGACGGCGUUUGUUACAUGUUGUACAUAAUUCUGACACUUUUUCAAUAGCAUGACGGAAACGCGAUAAAUCACCAAAUGUUAGAUUACGCGGAUGUAUUAUUUCAAUCAAUACACCUCCUUUUUAUUAUUUUACGUUAUUUCAUCGUCAAAUAUUUGGCAAUAAAUAACGUGUCGAAAUUGACUAACUAGCGAACAUUGGUUGCUAUUGUUUCAAUCAAAUAUAACGGAAUUCCAAUUUCCGUUUAAUUGUGCCAAUGCCAGCGACCCUAAGACCCCUGUGAGGUGCAAAAAUACUAAGAUUUCAAGUACAUAGCCAUAAAAAAACUCUAAAAAUAAUACGAUCGAAUGUGAACAGAAUGGUUCUUUUAUAAGCAUCAUAAAUGCCUAAUUAAAAUAGAUUAAUAUGAGUAAAUGAAUUGAUAUAAACUUUGCUCUAUAUAAUUUAACCCAUUAAAUUGUAUUGCGCCCUAAUGUAUAGGCACUUUAUUGUUUUACACUAUGUCUAACACCAGACGAUUUUACCCGUCAAGGGGAUAUAGUGCUCCUCAAUGGGUUAAUCAGACUAUAUACUCAUGUGUUUAAUAGUUAAUCCUUUAAGUUGCAUUGUGCCCUAAUCCACCCUAUACCUUAUAAUUUUACUCUGUCUAACACCAGACGGUUUUACCUGUCAAGGGGAGAGCGUUGGCGCUCAAUAGGAAAGAGAAAAUUGAAAAGAAUAUCCGUUUUAAAUUUUAAUCAUAUAGCAAUCGUGCUGUUCUGGACAGAAUCUUCUCGAAUUUUCUGUUGUGAACAGAAUUUACAUCUUCUAACACUAUACAACAUAAGUUAUUUGGAAAUUAAUUCUAAAAUCUUCAUUUCCCUGAAAAAAAUUAAGAAAUAUGUACAAGGGGCUUAUAUCCUUUCAAAGUAGAUUGUAUACAGCUUCAAAUGUCUUUCAAUCCUAUUUCGCGUGUCGGUGUUUUAAAGUAUAUUACAAGUGUUAAAUGAGUGUUUUGUGAGUAGAAAUUUGUACAUUUAAUCACAGUUAAUAAAUAGGCCACGUCUUAACACUUGAUGAUCCAUUACUGUUGCUAUGCAUACUCUCACUAUAUGUUUACGUACUUCAAAGUAUUAUUGAAUAUCAAGUUUUUACUAGUAACAGGUAACUUUUAAGACGCAUAUAAAAUAUCGUAUGUGUCACAUUCCUGUCUGUCUUGCCCUCAGAUGCUUGCUAUUUUGCAAUCGAUCGUAUUUCAUCAAUGAACGUGACACCGCAAAACUUAUUUAAAUUCCAAUUUAUUUUCAAUAAGGUUCUUUUGCGCACUUUGGACGCAUUCCCUCGAGAACAUUUCUAAGCAUAAAAGAAUGCAUACAAUUUUUAAAGGGAAAGCUAUGAAAGCAUCGCGUGCUUUACCUACUCGUGAGUUUGUUGUCGAAAAAUACAAGACCCUCUUGAGAAUAGUCCAUGGUGGGCAAAUCAACAAUUGCAUGAGCAAUUGUGCUCGCAACAAACGGCGUAACAUUUCUUAAUUAACACACAGUCCUUGUACUUAAUAAAACAAAACUCACCACCGGUUAACAACAGGUGUGUAGUUUUGACCUUUCGUGCUAUAAUAGCUUAACUGUUGUGGUAUUCAAACAAGGCUGUCCUUAAUGCCGCUCUCUGCACGCCUUUGGAAAGAAAGAGUUGUUUUCCUACAGAGAAAAUAAUAUGUUGUUUUAAGCUCGCUAUUGACAGUAUUGUGACAUAUUUUCGAGGCUGUUCCAAAUAUUCAAGUAACGUAUUCUUUAACCAUUUGCAAGAUAUUUUCCACUUGUGACAUUGUAAAAAAAAUCCGAUGAUGUAUGGUAUAUAUAAACAGAAUUUAUCCUUCCGGCUACCAAUAAUCCAGUCAAUAAUACGAGGUCAAAGGCUCCUUCAGACUGGUACACUAUUUUUGCAAUAACUCAUUCCAGCUGCACGGAGGGAAUAUAGUAUGCCAUUGUAAGGACCAAGGUAUAUUCCAGAACCAUCGCCGGGACAGCUGACUUCAGGGUCAAAAUAUGCGAUUUGUUAUUUCAGAAAAUAAGGCAAAGUGAAAGAGCGUUGAUUAUUUAAUAGGGAUAUUUCAUUCAAUUCGCAAAUUAGCCAAUUCGCGCGUUUAAACUGCCUAAGUAACCGAGUCAAUUCCCGAAUAGGCUAACAUGAUACCAUACAUCCGUUGACAAAAAUGUAUAUGGUGUUAACUAUCAUACCAAUAUAAGUACAUAUAUAGCAUAUAUGGCAUUCAAAGGUAAAUUAUGAAUUUUGUAUUAAACAGUACAAAUAUUUUUUGUUCAAUCGAUCGAUUGAUUAUAUAUUGAUUUAUCAUCACAUGCAUCAUUCCCUUCAUGGAAAGGAAUAUUUUCUUCUCCUUGAAAGUAGCGAAAAUCAUCAGUUUUCACUGAUAAAGUUAACAACCAGGCAGCCACGCCGAAAAUAUUCUCCAUCAACAGUUUAUCUACUUAAAACCAUUGACGGUAUUUUCCCUAACGUUUGCAAAAAUUGCGAAAAAUAAUUAAUAAAUAAUAAUAAUUAAUAAAUCUAUACACUCGAUAAAACACCGCACUUAGAAUGUAAAUUAAAUCAGUAUCCCCAUUAAUGUACAAGCAGAAUCAUUUAUACUGAUCGAUACGUAAUUUUGGAAAAUUUAAAAAUUUACGUGGACUACGUGGUGAAAGAAAUUAGUGGUGAAAGAAAUUUUCGCCCACUGUUCAUUAUAGAUACAUAUAAUUUUAGAUUUAAUUUUAUCAAUUAUUUAACCACAGAUAUUUGCGCAACUGAUUGAAUUGUUUUGAGGUGACUAUUCUAUUGGGAUAAUGUUUAACGUUUUGAUCCGUGACCCCGGAUCUUUAGAAGCGCAAAAAUAUUUCCUGGUAUAAGUAGAGCAGGCUAAUCUACGAAGUUAUGGCAUAAUUAUAUACUCGUCAGAUUUCGUGCAAUAAGUUCUUGCAUCUAAUUAAAAAAAACUGUGCAUCUAAUUAAAAAAAAACUGUCAAGCAUUGUGAUUGGUUAAAAGCACUCGCAGAGACCUUGUGAGUUGACGACUUGUGCGACGAAUGAAAAAGAGGAUUAAUGCCUUGGAAUUAUAAACCCUCUCGACAGAACAUAUUCUGCAUGUUAUUAAGGCCAAGUUCAACUGUCGAUUUUUUCAUGUCCAAUGCAUGCAUAUAUGCUCAAGCAAUGAGUUUGCACAUGAUUGGGAUCACGUCUAAACAUCGCCUAAGAAACUGCAUUAUAGCUUAAGUAAUUCGAUGUAAAGGCGUUCAAGUAUCGUUUGCUUCCUGCAUGAUUGAAAAUAAAUUGUUUGCAUUAUUUCAUCACUACGCUCGUUCCGAACAUACCAUAAACAUAGCAUACACCAAUAACACCAUUGCACAUGUCACAGUCGUAAUGACAACAUGACAGCAUAAUUAAUCAAGUCUUUACGAAAUAUGUAAACAACGAGACUUUAAUGGAGACACGACAUAACCCAGUCCUUCACACGUCUCCACGUUUCUCCAUAUAUUGCAUGAGCUGCUCUUUAUUUGGGAAAUCACUCAUUAUACGACUGGCCACCAAGCAUGAUAAUGUACGGUGUGGAUGGAUGUGUUCACUUUCGGCCACAUAUGCCGAACAGACAAAUUCACGCAAUUGCGAUAGAAAAUCUCCGACUUCUCGCAGAAAAAACAAAUGAAUUGCCUGUAUCAUGUUUGACCAAACUCUUAUAAUCUUUAACACUUGGCAUAUUUGUUCGGAUAAUUCUGUUUACUAAUAAUAUAUAGCUAAAGGCUUUUCGGACUUCGGAGAUCUUGUCCUUAUUCCUUAUUAUCAAGGCGUGGUUCUUCAUAAAAUGUGUACAUUGAAAUGUAUAACCUAAGAAAUUCCUUUUGAUAUAAAAUUUAUCGUGGGGAAUUUUAUGAUAUAGUCCUAAUGAUAAGAAAUACCAAAAAAGGAGCAUUAUAUGAUUUAAUGAUAACUUCAAUUAAAUUGUAAUGUAGGUUCUUUAUUAUACUAAAAUUUCAUAAAUAUGCACUUAUAUUUCGACACGGCACCCAAUUGUCUCGAAUCAUUAAUCUGUAAUUAAUGUCAGGUCCAUGGCAAUAAAAACCUUAUUAUCUAGUUGUGUCGCGCAGGUUAUGGUUGUAUUAGUUUGACAAUUGAAUCGACCACCUUUCCACUUUGGAAUGAUUUUAUUAAAUGUCUCAAAGAAUAAUACGUCAGCAAAAUUUUCCAUAUGUGCAGUUGAUUUGUCGCGACUGUCGAGUAUACUUGCCCUUAUUUAAUAAUCUUAGGCUCACUUCAUCAGAAAUGUGUUGAUUCGCAUCUCGAUUCUUAAAUUGCGUGGGCUAAGGUAGACCUUUAGAUAUCCUGUGAGGAAGGGAGGGGUGGGUGGCAGAUAUUUAAAAUUAUAACACAAAGCUAAUACUUCAAGAUGGUCCAGCCUAAAUUGACGUUUCUUGCACCGCUCUACUUGACCUCGUCUCCACAUAAAACUUGUUAAUAACUUAAUUUUCUUUGCUCCGUUGCUGAUUGAGCAAUUCCUAUAUAUGUUUUUUUCAAAUAUAAGUUGGUUAUUUGCUCAGUUUUACAUGAGCCAGGUGGCCCUAUGUACUUUUGUUGUCCUGCUUUUUGUAAAACUUACUAUAAUUCCAGCGGUUCAGUGGUGACUAGAAAAGCUGCUGUACGGCCUAUUAUUCAAAUACGACCCAUGGUUAUUUAUCCACCUAACAUAGUCCUGGUCAAAUAUAACCAGAUGUUACUUAAGUUUUCGAGAUAUUUUGCUGUAUAGAUAUAAUACAUUGUAACCAGAGAUUCACAGAAUAUUUCUCUCAUUCAAGGUUCCCGAGAGACGGCGUUCGUACAGGCGCUGACGUCAGCAAGUGUGAUGGUGGAGAUUGCGAAGUCGUGUGCGCAGGGGAAUUACAAACAGUGCGGGUGCGGAGAUCAUCCCAAGAACCCACGCCGCAAAGCCAAAACGCCCGGAAAAUUCAGUUGGGACGGUUGUGCAGAUGAUUUCCAAUACGGUUCACAUUUCACAAAACGUUUCAUGGAUCCAAGGAAAAUUAACAACCACGCUAGGAAGACCAAGAGCCACAACCAAGAGGUCGGAAGAAAGGUAAGACCCAGUUGACCUCUCUAUAUAUAACUGCAGUAGUAUUUGCGCAAUGUGUAAAAUUCAUAAACUCAUCAACUAUCUUUUGCAUCCAAACAAAUUUCAAAGAUUGGGUCACAUGACGUGUACCUUGCAUACGCAUGCGUGAAUCAAUGCGCACGAGAGCACUUAAAAAUUCUGAAUGGUCGACCUGUUGUAGAUUGACAUUUACCAACUUACUCCCAUACAUUCUCACCAACGUUGAGUUGGUUCAAAUUUUGAUAAGAGUCGACGAGAGUUUUGGGAAUAUCCAACCGUUCUUGUAGGAAUAUCCAACCGUUCUUGUUAUCGUUUGACCAGGCAAGCGAGAGUGGACGAAAUUCUCGUACAAACACUCGCUUGUCAAUUCUAAUGCUCGUUUGAUAAUAGGCUGAAAAACUAAGGAACUAUACAAGUCUGUCUCUAACUGAUAAUCAUUAUAAGUUACAGAGGGUUGUGCAACGUGUUGAAUACCUCAAGUCAAUUUGUAUAAAAAAUUGUUUAACUUAAUUGAAUUUUAGGCGAUUUUAAGCUAACGAUUCAAAUUUCUCCCAUAUCUCAUUAUAUUCUUUACGUAACUUGUUAUUGCCGGAUCUUUCAAUUUUUCAGCAAAUUUUUACGCCAUCCGUUUACUAGACAUUGCCAAACCUUUCUGGAGGCCGCUCAAUAGUACGGCCAUGGUUUUGAUCAUUGAUGGGCAUUCCAUAUGUCUUUACGAUAGCAAGGUCAUUGAUACCGGAUAUCGCAACUUUUCGAGGCCGUUAGUCCUCUAUCCGCUGAGCAAGACAUUGCCAAACCUCAAAAUCAGGGAACGCCGUGUCCCGUUUCCCUUCUAAUGUGAGAACUGCGGUUUGCGGGCUUUAGGUGACCUUGAAAAUCUUUCCAGUCAUCAAGCACGCGACAUUACCUUGCAUAUUUUGCGCGCCACUAUAGGAAGACGGACAACUGGUCGAAAUUAUAGAAAAGUGCUAUAUAAUUUCAUAUUUUCCCCAUUGAGGAAGGGGAUGGGUAUACCACAUAAUAUAUUGGUAUAUAUUAUACUAUAACGAUAGAACAUAUUCUAUGCUAACAAAGAUAUAUUUUAAAUAUACUUCUUGCAUAUGAUAUAUAACUAUGCAUACCAGAAAAAUUAACCAUAUCAAACGCAUUAAAACAGAAAUUUAUGUCUGAAAAUCUGAUAAACAGUACAGAUCAUAUGGUGGGUUUUCAAUGGGUGUCACGUGGGCAGCAAAUUGUGAUCACAUCUUUCAAAUGGUGAUAGCGUGCGAUCCCUUAAUUCUAGAAUUAUAGAAGUGCGAUCCCUUAAUUCUAGAAUUAUAGAAGACAAGCGCAUAUAGUGGAAACAUUAACAUCAUUUACUUAUUCCGAUAACUACCUGUACGAUAUAGUACUCAUACAGUUAUAGCAAAACCAUGCAACCUAUUAUUGUCUAUCUAAGCUAAAAGUUUAUUCUGUUUUUCCAUCAGGUUGUCCGUCAACUCAGGGUGAAAAAGUGUAAAUGUCACGGCAAGUCGGACUCAUGCACAUACCGAACAUGCUGGUAUGUCACGCCCGAUAUCACAAAAGUCGGUGAACAAAUUUGGAAGCUCUAUCAAAACUCGGUCCGAUCGCAAUGGAACAAGACUACAAACGUGCUGUACGAUAAAGACCGCUCAAAAAGGGAAAAAUCUCAAGAACAGCUGGACAACAAGCUCACAUACUUCAGCAAAUCCGAGAAUUUCUGUGCACAAAACCUUCCGAUGGGCAUAAUGGGCACGUUUGGCCGUACAUGCAACAGCACGUCCCACGGUAACGAUGGCUGCGACACCAUGUGUUGUGGUCGCCCUCACAAGAGAACUUUUGUCACGAAGAAAUCGAAAUGCAACUGCAAGUUUGUUUGGUGCUGUAGAGUCGAAUGCGAGAAUUGUAAUAAGACAGAGGUUGAGGAAACCUGUCAGUAAAUCAAGGACAAUAAUGGAUAUUUAUAGAUUAACCCUGUCUAUCGACCACGUGACUGCAUUGGGCCAUAAUGUACAACUAUCUCUCGUUCAAAAUUGAAAUUGGCGGUCGGAUUACUCGACUCUAAGGGAGGAGUUCGUCCUCGAAAUAUUUCGCUUGAUUUCUUCUGAAUUGUGCAGACCAUCCGAAUAAAUCAGUUCUCUAUGCUUGACCGCUCACAAUUCGAAAGAAAUUGAGCAAAAAAUUGCGACAGCGACAUUUUUCUUGCAAGUGGAAAUCCAGCUUAGAAAUAGUCAAAUACUUUCGUACGCUCGUCCCCAAAACAACAUACAAGUAUUUCAAAGUAAUUUUAUAGCGCAUUCAUCGAAGGUCAACGCCGUUGUGUACAUACUAAUUUUGAUGGGACCAUUACAUUGCAUGAAUUUAUUUCAUUAUUUAAGGGCCUGUUCAUAUGAUCCGCGCGCAUGUGACCAUGAUUUCGUUUGGCGUCGAUUCGACUCUUGUGGGGUCGAACCAUUGUGGGGUUGAACCAUGCACGAGCGAGUUCCCGGUCACAAAUGAACUAGCCUGCGAACAGGCUCUCAAGCUGAAUUGAGAGCCUGCAUCGAUGACUAAUGAAUUUGAAUAUCUGCGUCUCAAAUCGUGACGUGAAAUUCUCAUUGGUCAGAUGCUAUAAUUUAUAUGUUUCCGCUGAGCUCUAUAUAUGUCAACUACUGAAGCAUUAUGCAUAAAAAACACAUUAACUGAUCAAAUUGGUCUUGGCCAUCUUACCUCAAAGCACGAAAUGUUCUGUUUUGAGAAAACAGUAUUUAAAACAUUUGAACUUUUGCUUGAAUAUCUUAUAUUUCGAAAAACAGUAUAAACUGUACGGUCUAAAUUUAGUUUGCACGGUCUAAAUUUAGUUUGCACGAAAGUUGUAAACAACACCAUAUAAGGAUAGACAUUCCAUAUUUGGAAAAACGAACGUUACGGGACAGAUAUUCAAAUUCAUUAGUCAUCGAUGCAGGCUCUCAAUUCAGCUUGAGAGCCUGUUCGCAGGCUACAAAUGAACAGACCUAACGCUCUUUAUGGCCCAGUGCAGUUGCAUCCAAUUGGCCUUUCUCACGCCGCCAUUUUUGGGUGGCAUUUCAGCCGAAGUCUGCGUGAUAAGUCCACAUAACAGCGACUUUUUAUAAUUUUUUGGACGAAUGAUGCUAAAUUUGCUUUGAAAAAUUGCUUUUCACAUUGUUUUAAUUGUCUGCAUUGGUUAACGAGAAUUAGAUGCCACCCAAAAAUGGCGGAUAUUCGUCAUCGUGAGAAAGGCUAAUUAUACAAUAAUGGUGAGACAAGUUACAUGAACUGUUGCGCAGUGUAACCUGUCUAGCUAUGACUAAACAUAUUGCGGUACAAGUUGUAUAAAAGGUCUGAGAACGAUUGUAGCGAAUUUUUUCUAUUAUAGGCCAAAUUGGCCUAUCUGUUAGCGUUCAUACUUGACAAUAAUUAAUUUAUAAAAUAGAGAAAAAAGUGUUUUUGUAAUGACUGCUUUGCCGACAUGGGACAAAUAUAAUAAGCGCAUGUAAAAUACCAGAUCAACUUAAUAUGUAUGUUUAUAUAUCUAAUAAGUAUGUUAUUAAAUGUAUUAUUUAUUUAUUAUUACAAUUAAAUAUAUGAUAGUUGCACAUAAA